This is a messenger RNA of Brassica oleracea var. oleracea, 1395 nucleotides long. RefSeq names its product DNA-repair protein XRCC1. The record is from RefSeq and is a predicted model, not a curated record. Gene Ontology annotation, molecular function: damaged DNA binding. The coding region runs from base 221 to 1258 and encodes 345 amino acids. Gene Ontology annotation, biological process: single strand break repair; base-excision repair; double-strand break repair via nonhomologous end joining. The transcript has 8 exons. Lineage: Eukaryota; Viridiplantae; Streptophyta; Magnoliopsida; Brassicales; Brassicaceae.
CAUGAUUUCUAGUCAUGCCCGAUAACCACUCCGGCACGUCCACUUACGAUGCAAGGUUUCACUUUACCAGUGUUGUUGAACCUGAUUGGAGUUCAGGCGUGUUAAAUCGUUGUUGACACUGCCUGGGAUCAAAUUGAUCAGGAAGAAGGAAGGGAGGCAAGUUGGGGAUCACAGAGAAUAAGAAGGCGUCCUUGUAUUCACUCUAGUGUCAAGGACUAAGAUGUCCCAGAAGCGAAAUCUUCCUUCUUGGAUCACUUCAAGGGAUCCUCCUCAGCCUGAGAGUAAGAAGAAGCCCAAGGAUGCUGAUGAGCACAACAUUAGAAAUGCUCCUGAGUCAAGUUCAACUACCAUGGAUUUCUCUAAACUUCUGGAAGGAGUUGUUUUUGUGUUGUCGGGCUUUGUUAACCCUGAGAGGAGUACACUAAGGUCCCAGGCCUUGUCAAUGGGAGCUACUUAUCAGCCUGACUGGAACUCUGACUCCACCUUGUUGAUUUGUGCUUUUCCUAACACUCCUAAGUUCCGUCAAGUCGAAUCUAACUCUGGAACCAUUGUCUCUAAGGACUGGAUACCUGAGUGUUAUAUGCAGAAGAAGUUGGUGGAUAUUGAGCAAUACCUUCUGCAUGCUGGAAAACCAUGGAGGAAGACCAGUGCUCCCCAAAAUACUACUAUUCGAGAAAAGAAGAAACAGUUGUCUAUAAAAUCAGAGGAGAAUCAAGUAGAGACAAAACCAGAAACAAGGGGAACGUCAUCUGCUUCAUCCAAGAAUAGACAGUCUUGCAAUACUGUGAAAGAGCUAUUUUCUGUUACCGAGGUGAAGAAAUGGGCAAGGGAUGACCUAACUGAAACCAUCUCAUGGCUAGAGAGUCAGGAGGAGAAACCAGCACCAGGAGAGAUCAAGAGAAUAGCUGCAGAAGGAGUCUUAACCUGUCUACAAGACGCAAUCGAUUCUCUUGAGCAAAAAAAGGAUGUUGGAUCAGUUACGGAGCUGUGGAGCUUUGUCCCUCGCGUAGUGAAGGAGCUCGGAAAGAUGGAGUCUUCUUCAAAAACAGAAAACUCCACAGCUUCAAAGGAUCAACUCUGCAAACAAGCAAAGUCGUGGAAAAAGAUUUACGAGGCUGAGCUAGCACAAAAGGGUGAAGAAGAAGAAGCAAAAAGCAGAAGGACCUCUGGGGUUGCUUCUGGAUACGACAGUGAUGAAACCGUUGAAAUGACCGAAGAAGAGAUCGAGCAUGCUUACCGGAACGUUUCUUUAGAGUGAUCAAACUUGUUUCAUUUGGCUUGCAUAUGAUAGAAGAGCAGAGGACGCUGCCUUUUCGGUUUAGUUUUGAAUCUUUGCAGCUCGAAUCGAUUGCAUUAAUUCGGUUUUUGAUUAUGAAUUUGAUUUGCGUUCUGCAA